This is a messenger RNA of Penicillium canariense, 1584 nucleotides long. RefSeq names its product F-box protein. The record is from RefSeq and is a predicted model, not a curated record. Lineage: Eukaryota; Fungi; Ascomycota; Eurotiomycetes; Eurotiales; Aspergillaceae. The coding region runs from base 1 to 1584 and encodes 527 amino acids. Gene Ontology annotation, molecular function: protein binding. The transcript has a single exon.
AUGGCUGCACAAAGCCCUGAACGUCAGCCCCCAUUGACAGUACGGAGUCCCUGGCUUCUUCAAUUACCUGCUGAGAUUUUAUUGUUGGUCGCAUCAUUUUUGCCAAAUCGAGAUCUCAAAUCCUUGCGCUUGGCAAGCAAACUACUAGGCGAGACGCCACUGUCAUUCUCGCGCGUGUUUCUUUCAGCCAAUUCGCUGGAUAUCAAGGUUUUGCGCUCUGUAGCGAAUCAUCCAGACUUCAGGGAGCAGGUCACCGAAAUUAUUUGGGACGACGCGCGUUUUGUUUCGGCUCCAGUGUCCUGGGAGGAUUAUGAACCGUAUAUCGAUCGCAGUGGCUUGCAAAUCAACGACGAAGAAAGAUGUCCUAAGUGGUUCUUGCAGGAAUGCAAAAACAACAUCCGCAAUAUGAAACAGCGGAAAUCCCGCGACGUGGACAGGCCCGACCAUAUCGCUCGCCAGCAGCAGGUGGAUGCACAGAUGCCUCUAAAGGACUGCUGGAAGUACUAUUCGCAAGUCCUUAAUGACCAGCAAGCUGUGAUCGAAUCUCGGGAUGAUGAAAAAGCCUUUAUUUAUGGCUUAGAGCGAUUCCCACAGCGAAGACGAGUGACUAUUACGCCUGCAGCGCAUGGCCGCAUUUUCUCUCCGCUAUAUCAAACACCUACGAUCCGAGCAUUUCCUUAUGGCUUUAACUAUCCUAUUCCACGGGGAUGGCAAAUUUCUCUGACUGAAGGAAUGGUUAUCGACCCUUUAGUGUGGUCAGAGGCAAAAGAAGAGUAUAAGGAGUUAUGGAGAGGGGCCAGAAUUGCCCUUCGCGUUCUAUCAACGAUCGAGGACUAUAAUAUUUCUGAACUAUGCUUCGAUUCAAAACAACUCGCUACUGGGAUAAACUACAUGAUUUUUGCCCAGCCGUGUGAAGAGUAUAACUAUUUCGCAGCUAUCAUGAAACGCCCAGGCUUUCGUCACCUUCACCUAUCCUUCCUGGUUGGAUAUAACGGGGUCUAUGACUAUAAAGGUUUCACCAGCGGAUGCUUCUCCGAGGCUGUUAGCUUGGCGAAGAAACUGACUCAUAUCCAUUUCACAGUGGCAUUAGGCGAUUCAGCUGGGGAUCCAGUUGUUCCUUUAAAAGAGAUUCUCCCUAUCCAGCAAUGGCCAAAUCUCUAUCAUUCUGGUCUUUCCAAUUUUAGCGUCAACACAUCAGACUUAAUUGAUCUCCUUAGUUCGGCGUCAUCUUCACUACGCUCUGUUGAGCUAGGAUCCCUUGGGUUUCCUAACGAUGAAGGAUGCUGGUCUGAGCUAUUGGAGCGGAUGCGGGAUGAGCUUGAUUGGACUAGGCGCGAUCGAUCACUAAGACCGGCCGUAAGAAUCACUAUAGAGAUUGAUCAGAUGCAAUCUGGGAGGUUCGCUCUUCUCACAGAUGAGGUAACGAACUUUCUCUAUGACUCUAGUGAAAUUCCAACACAGGGAUCUUUACUUAACUUCCCCAAGUUAGGAAUGGGUACUUUGCAUGAUAAUUUCGAACCUAAAUAUACUCGACCACACGUCGGUAUGCAGGAGCUUGAGGAAUUGGGAAUUUCUAAACGUUGA